AUGCCUCAAACCUAUGCGGCUGCACCUGCUCCUGUGACUGCAACCUACACUGCACCUCCAGUGUACCUCACAGCUCCGGCUGUCACCACAGAGAUGGCUCCACCAACGUAUGCGGCUGCACCUGCCCCUGUGACUGCUACCAUCACUGCCCCACCAGUGUACGUCACAGCCCCCGCUGUCACCACAGAAGCUGCACCAGCAACAUACUCAGCCCCUGCUCCUGUGACUGCAACCUACACUGCACCUCCAGUGUACCUCACCACUCCUGCUGUCACCACUGAGCCUGCACCUGCCAUGGAGCCUCCGGUGACCUAUGGUGCUCCAGUGACCGCAUACACCGCCGAACCACAGCCUGUUCCUGUGACAGCCACCUACACUGCGCCCCCAGUGUACGUGACAGCUCCUGCAGUCACCACAGAAACUAUGCCUGCCAUGACCAGCUCAGCGGCCGUGCCUCAAACUAUCUCUUCUGCAUCUGCCUUGCAGCCGAUGACCUACGCAGCCCAGCCAAUCAUGAGCUAUUCUGCUCCUAUCCAACAGCCAAUGGUUUACGCUGCUCCUGCUGCAGCCCCCGAACAGCCGAUGAUUUACGCUGCUCCUGCUGCUGUCCCUGAACCAGCGCCAGCACCCCAGCAGCCCAUGAUCUACGCGGCUCCAGCUGCAGCCCCUGAGCCAAUUCCAGCACCCCAGCAGCCAAUGAUCUAUGCUGCUCCUGCUGCGGCCGCUGAACCAGCGCCGCAGGCAGGUAUGAUCUAUGCGGCCCCUGCAUCGGCACAGCCAAUCUACACCACUGGUGCCUCUGCUUCAGCAGCACAGCCGAUUUACACGGCUGCACCACAAUACAUUGAAGCUGCGCCUAUCACAACCACCGGAGGCUCCGCUGCUGCAGCUCAACCAGUGAUGUACGCAGCCCCAGAGACUCAGUAUGCUGCUGCUCCGAUUCAGUACUCUGCACCAAUUCAGUACUCCGCACCGAUUCAGUACGCUGCUCCAACAGAGACGUUGCAGUAUGCCGCCGCCGCCCCUGCAGUGUACACCGGAACAGUGCAGUACGGAGCCCCUCAGACGGUUGCUCCUAUGUACUCUGGUGCAGUGCAGUACUCAAAUGCCCCGAUGGUGUACUCAUCUGCUCCAGUGCAAUAUGCCGCGGCUCCUGGAACCGUAGAUGCUUUCGCGCAG
This is a messenger RNA of Durusdinium trenchii, 1179 nucleotides long. Lineage: Eukaryota; Dinophyceae; Suessiales; Symbiodiniaceae. The record is from the annotation of a GenBank genome assembly.